Messenger RNA from Asterias rubens (European starfish), 1624 nucleotides. RefSeq lists its product as uncharacterized. Gene Ontology annotation, molecular function: nucleic acid binding. The record is from RefSeq and is a predicted model, not a curated record. Gene Ontology annotation, biological process: DNA integration. Lineage: Eukaryota; Metazoa; Echinodermata; Asteroidea; Forcipulatida; Asteriidae. The coding region runs from base 1 to 972 and encodes 323 amino acids. The transcript is spliced from 2 exons.
AUGGCGGACCUGCCACCUGAGCGACUCAAUACAUCUCAACCAUUCACAUACGUUGGUUUAGACGUUUUUGGUCCAUGGGCAGUCAUCGCACGACGCACAAGAGGAGGUCACGCUGAAAGCAAAUGCUGGGCAAUGUUGUUCAUUUGCAUGAGCACGAGAGCCAUUCACAUUGAAGUCCUAGAGUCCAUGGACACGUCAUGCUGCAUCAAUGCACUCAGACGGUUUUAUGCUCUCCGCGGACCAGCGAAACAGCUUAGAUCCGACUGCGGAACUAACUUCGUUGGAGCCUGCAAUGAGCUGAAAUUUGGAAAGGAACAACAACAGGAGACAAGAAUGCAGCGCUACCUGAGUGAACAAGGCUGCACAUGGGAGUUCAACCCACCUCACUCGUCACACAUGGGAGGUGUUUGGGAGCGCAUGAUUGGAGUAGCUUGGAGAGUCCUCGACUCCAUUCUAUUACAGAACAAAUCCUCUCACCUCUCGCAUGAAGUACUGUGCACCUUCUUGGCCGAAGUUACAGCGAUUGUCAAUGCUCGACCUCUUAUCCCAGUCUCCAACGAUCCUGAAUUGCCAUUCAUCUUGACACCUGCUCGGCUGCUUACCCAGAAGGUUGGUGCUCCUGCUCCCUUUGGAGAAUUCACCGACAAGGACCUGUUCAAGAGACAGUGGAGGCAGGUACAGAGUCUCGCCAGUAAGUUCUGGACCCGAUGGAAACGCGAAUACCUGCCUACCCUACAGAGCCGUACGAAGUGGACGGAAACCCAUCGUAACCUGCAAGAGGGAGAUCUUGUGCUCUUGAUAGACAAGCAAGUCGUCCGCAAUGAGUGGCCACUGGCUCGAGUUACUUCUGCCUUUGUGAGCGAUGACGGAAAGGUCCGCAAGAUAGAAGUCAAGGUCUCGUCCAACGUCACCGUCAAGAAGUUCAUGAGGCCCAUCUCAGAAGUCGCACUUCUACUACCAAAAGAGGACUGAACAUUACGUUUAUUUUCUAUUAUGCCAUACUAAAGAUGCCAGCCGGGGAGUAUUCUGGAUCCAUCUAUCCGUUUUUUAAAAUUGCACCCUCUAUUGACAACAAGUUCAUUCAUUCAACGAAUCACGUUUUAUCAAUUUUCCGUCAAAAGUUUGUUCCGACAUUUUCACACUUUGUGACUAGUUUAAUCCAUCCCAAUCUACUGCCUUCUCAGAUAACGCCUACGAGAAGCAUUGCCUUUUUACUCCUUGUUCAUCACUGACGUCAUAUACCCCCAGCUUGAAUAAAUCAUUACAGGAGCUUGGAGGCUAUUUCCUGACUCCCAUGUCGAUUAUUAAUGGAGUUUGGCUGGCUGUCUAUUUUUGGUUUCAAACACCUCAAGGAGGACAGUACAGUAUGGACAAACAAAUUGAACAUCAAGUUCGAAAUUGUGCGGCUUGUCAGAAUAGUGACAAGACGGCAUAUGCUCGCAUUCCGCCAUUGCAACCAGUUCCACUUCCAGCUCAACCAUGGCAUAAGCUUGCUAUUGAUAUUAAUGUGGUCCCUUUGAAUACGGCCCACAGGAAUGUAGAUUUGCGAUUGUCGUUAUGGACUACAAGUGGCCUAAAAUUGCAUUUUCUGCCAACGUCACUUCGCAGUCCGUCUGCUCCAUGC